Jaculus jaculus (lesser Egyptian jerboa) is the source of this 1897-nucleotide messenger RNA. It is a transcript of the gene Parp2, whose product is annotated as poly(ADP-ribose) polymerase 2. NCBI's taxonomy places the organism in Eukaryota, Metazoa, Chordata, Mammalia, Rodentia, Dipodidae. The coding region runs from base 31 to 1773 and encodes 580 amino acids. The record is from RefSeq and is a predicted model, not a curated record. Gene Ontology annotation, molecular function: NAD+ poly-ADP-ribosyltransferase activity. The transcript has 16 exons.
CGAGCGGGAUGAUGACGUCACUAAGUGAGCAUGGCUGCGCGCGGGCUGCGGACCGGCGACCCGGCAGCUCGGGACUCUGAGGGUGCUGCUGGGGGGUUCCGAAGACGAGGUCGGAGAAUUUCUGAAGCGCAAAGUAACACCAAGAGAGUUCAUAAUAGCAACACAACAGAAGACCUUCCUCCUGCCAAAAAAAUGCCCACGUGCCAGAGACAAGGAAUGAAAGAGGGCCAUGUGGCUGGAGGAAAGGAGGAGGAAAAGAAAGAGUCUGUGAGGACCUUCCUGCUCAAGAGCAAAGCUCCUGUGGAUGAAGAAUGUAAAGCCAAGGUGGGAAAGGCUCAUGUAUAUUGUGAAGGAAAUGAUGUCUAUGAUGUCAUGCUAAAUCAAACCAAUCUUCAGUUCAACAACAACAAGUAUUAUCUUAUUCAGCUGUUAGAAGAUGAUGCUCAAAGAAACUUCAGUGUUUGGAUGAGAUGGGGCAGAGUUGGGAAAGUGGGGCAGCAGAGCUUGGUGGCUUGUUCAGGUGAUCUCAACAAGGCAAAGGAAAUCUUUCAGAAGAAAUUCCUUGACAAAACAAAAAACAAUUGGGAAGACCGUGAAAAAUUUGAAAAAGUGCCUGGAAAAUAUGACAUGCUACAGAGGGACUAUGCUGCUAGUACUCAGGAUAAAGAUGAAACAAAACAAGAGGAAUCUCUUAAUGCCCCCAUGAAACCAGAGUCACAGCUACAUCUUCGGGUGCAGGAGCUAAUAAAGUUGAUCUGUAAUGUACAAGCCAUGGAAGAGAUGAUGACUGAAAUGAAAUAUGACACUAAGAAAGCCCCACUUGGGAAGCUGACAGUGGCACAAAUCAAGGCUGGCUACCAGUCCCUUAAGAAGAUUGCGGACUGUAUUCGGGCUGGCCAGCAUGGGCAAGCACUCUUGGAAGCAUGUAAUGAAUUCUACACCAAGAUCCCACAUGACUUUGGACUCCGUACCCCUCCAUUAAUCCGGACAGAAAGAGAAUUAUCAGACAAAGUACAGCUGCUAGAGGCUUUGGGGGACAUUGAAAUUGCCCUUAAACUGGUGAAGACAGAGCACCAAAGCCCAGAACACCCACUGGACCAACACUAUAGAAAUCUACACUGUGCCUUACACCCUCUAGACCAUGAAAGUUAUGAGUUUCAGGUAAUUUCCCAAUACCUACAGUCUACCCAUGCUCCCACACACAGUGACUAUACCAUGACCCUGCUGGAUGUUUUUGAAGUAGAGAAGGAGGGCGAGAAAGAGGCCUUCAGAGCGGACCUUCACAACAGGAUGCUGCUAUGGCAUGGUUCCAGGCUGAGUAAUUGGGUGGGAAUCCUGAGCCAUGGACUUCGAAUUGCCCCACCUGAGGCUCCCAUCACAGGUUACAUGUUUGGGAAAGGAAUCUACUUUGCUGACAUGUCUUCCAAGAGUGCCAAUUACUGUUUUGCCUCGCACUUAAAGAACACAGGACUGCUGCUCUUAUCAGAGGUAGCUCUAGGUGAGUGUAAUGAGCUAUUAGAGGCCAAUCCUGAGGCAGAAGGAUUACUUCAGGGCAAACACAGUACCAAAGGGCUUGGAAAGAUGGCUCCCAACCCUGCCUACUCUGUCACCCUAAAUGGGACUACAGUGCCCUUAGGACCAGCAACUGGCACAGGAGUUCUGAAUCCAGAGGGUUAUACCCUCAACUAUAAUGAGUAUAUUGUCUAUAGUCCCAAUCAGGUUCAUAUGCGGUACCUUCUAAAGGUUCAAUUUAAUUUCCAGAAGCUCUGGUGAAUGUUGAUAUUUUAAAAAAGAAGGGCUAGAGGGAUGGCUUCACAGUUAAGGUGCUUGACUGUGAAGCUUAAGGACCCAUGUUCAACUUUCCAGGUCUCACAUAAGCCAGACACACAAAGGUGAG